This is a messenger RNA of Penicillium longicatenatum, 1305 nucleotides long. RefSeq lists its product as uncharacterized. Gene Ontology annotation, cellular component: membrane. Bases 1 to 1305 code for a protein of 434 amino acids. Gene Ontology annotation, molecular function: carbohydrate:proton symporter activity. The record is from RefSeq and is a predicted model, not a curated record. Gene Ontology annotation, biological process: transmembrane transport; carbohydrate transport. The transcript is spliced from 7 exons. Lineage: Eukaryota; Fungi; Ascomycota; Eurotiomycetes; Eurotiales; Aspergillaceae.
AUGGCAUGUGUGGUUAUGCUUAUCGGAAUGCCUCUCGGUCGACGAAACUGCAUAAUAAUCGGUAAUGCGCUCAUUGUCAUUGGUGGUGUGAUACAGGCUGCAUCCUUUUCCGUCCCACAGAUCAUCGUGUCUAGAAUUCUUUGUGGAUUUGGGAUUGCAUUCAUUACGUGCAACGUCCCGAUGUAUAUGUCAGAGAUGAGCAUUGAUGCCCGCGAACGUGGUCCUGAGGUGGCCAUUAACUGUUCAUCUUUAAUCUUCGGCGUUGCGCUCUCAUACUGGGUGACAUUCGGCUUCACGAGAAUGACCAAUCAGGUUUCCUGGCGAAUUCCUGUCGCUAUUCAAGGCAUUCUGGGACUUCUAUCAGGAGUGACUAUGAUAUUUCUACCUGACACACCGAGAUGGUACUACGCACGGGACCGGAUUGAUGAAGGCGACAGAACACUUUCUCGGAUCUACGGUGUUUAUCGUACCGGCAUCAACAAUAGUAACGAUUUCGCAGAGAUCCGGGUCCUCAAAGCAAGUAUCAUGGAAAACUUCGAAGUGGAAGAGGAAUCGAGCAACCGUCUGACACUGUUGAGUUUAAUCUGGGAUAACACGCCGCUUCGUGUCGGUCGGCGAGUGCGGAUCUCGUUCAUCAUUCUCGCUAUCCAGCAAUCAAUGGGAAUCAAUAUACUGAUUUACUACAUGACACAAAUCUUCGAAGAUGUCGGACUAUCAAACUUCCUGGCUUCUUUGCUAGCGGCCAUCUCGUUGACCAUUCAAUGGGCUGGCUCCACACUUUGCAUUGUGACCAUUGAGCGCAUUGGUCGUCGAAGAAUUAUGCUGAUUUCGUCCGGCAUAGGAACGUGCUGCAUGCUUAUAUUCGUCGCGCUCAACUUGAUCGAGAAUAAGACUUUGGCCACUCAAUGGACUGCUGUGGCUAUUAUGUUUCCCUAUCUGUUUGUUUACGGAUGGGGUUGGGUGGGAUGCCCGUGGUUGUAUGGACCAGAGAUUGCCCCACUUCGAUACCGCCAUAUUGGAUCCGCAGCUGGAAUUCUCGGGGUGUUCCUGUUCACAUUCCUGACUGUUUUCGCGGGUGGUAUCGGACUCGAGACCGUUGGCGCGAGGAUUUGGGUUUGGCCUCUCGUCUUCAAUGUUGUCGCCUUUGUGUUCGUUUACUUCAUGUGCCCAGAUCCUACCAAUAAGACUCUGGAAGAAGUGGAUGCGCUGUUCGCCCAGGAUGAAGCAGUGCUUAAUCGCCUGAAUCACGCAGACCACGGCGAGGAUGAAAAGCCCGGCACGCAGCAAUUAGAAAACGCAGCCUAG